This is a messenger RNA of Xenia sp. Carnegie-2017, 1544 nucleotides long. RefSeq lists its product as uncharacterized. The transcript is spliced from 7 exons. The record is from RefSeq and is a predicted model, not a curated record. Lineage: Eukaryota; Metazoa; Cnidaria; Anthozoa; Malacalcyonacea; Xeniidae. Bases 423 to 1469 code for a protein of 348 amino acids.
UGGAUUGAUUUUGCUCGCAUGUUUUAAAUGCCGAGGACGGUUCUGGGAAAAUCACAAUUUCCUUGUAUUCAUAUCUGUCGGCAGUUGAACUGAGUAAACAUACAUGAUUAAGAUGUUCUGAUUCAAUCUUUAUGGAAAAUUAAAAUAAAACGAAGGAAACGCAUUCAGAAAGCGAAAAAGCGGAUGACAACGCCGCCGAUUUAAGCGACGAACGCACUUCUAUUGCAAAUGCAUCGCUGAAUGCUUAAUCUAAUUCAAGCAGCAGUAGCAGCAGUAGCAGCAGUAGCAGUAGUAGAAGUAACAUCCAGCAAAUUGUAUAUCCGGGAGAGGCUUGUACAAGAGUAAGCAAUCAUUUAAAGAGCAGUGAUGGAACCACAAGUGCUGCAGUCCUUUCACAUAAUCGUCCCUUGACACUUUUAGAGAUGACCAAGAAUAAAGAUAUUUUACCUCAAUCUGACCAGAACACUGAUGCAAUCGACGAGGAAAUAAAUCAUGAGAAUGAAAACCGCAAAGGUCAAAAGCAAGGUCAAAGAAGAGAGAUGAAACAAGAUAAACAAGUACAAGAUGAAGACAUGUUUACUGUUAUUUUUAAAGCACUUUCAGCGGAAAGUUUUGUAGAAGAUAAUGAAGAGAAUUUCAAAGUUUUCAUACAUGGAGACCCACCAGUUUUUCGAGGAUGGGAGAACGGAUCAGGAAUACCUGUUGAGACAAAACGAUUUGGUGAGAAACAGUGGUUGCUCAAAGCUGUUCUUCAGGUGCCAUUAGAACAUUCAAAGAAGAAAUGUGCUUAUAAAUAUGUUUUGAUGUCUCAUGGUGAAGCAAAGUAUGAGUUGUUGGUGGAAGUAGAAUCAUCCUUUAAUCUCUACAAUUUUGGAUGUAUAAAUCGCUGCCUAUGCAUUCCGACAACUUACCGCAGGAAAAAUAAAAUUUAUUACAAGUAUGAUGGAUUUGUCUACAAGAACACUGGAAGAAUUUAUAAACACUUUGAGUGGGUAAAAAAGGACAGAGAAGAAUUCUUGGAACGGUUUUUUCCACGCUGGAUUGGGUUUUUCAACAGUUCUGAGAAUGUAGAAAGGAUGCAGCCAGAUGAGGCGAUGGAAAGGCUUCAUCUUUUGCUCUUAGCGGUUACCGAAAUGUGGAUAUCGAAUGAUGGAGAAGUCUGGAAAAAGGAAUUUUCCAAGCCUGAUUUUGAAAAGGUCGUUACUCCUUUGUUGAUGCCCAAGGUAAAAUCAAAUUGCAAAGUUUUGAAAAAUGGAAGAGUAGGAGAUGAAUCAAAUGAUUUAUUUGAGGCUUUAGUUUCAUCUGCUAUGAUUGCAUCUGUGUUUGGAGAAUGCGAAUUUACGAUAGCGAAAGAAAAAGCCGAAGAUAUUCUGCGGAGUCUCAAGUUUCCUGUAGAACGGACUGUUUGCGUGAGAUUCAUGAAAACUAUAAGUGCAUUUCAUCAACAAAUUUUAAGGUUCGUUUCUUGAGGUAGAAAUAUUUUGUAAAAAGUAGUUGAUGCAAUUAGCUACUGAUUUCUGAUUUCUAUAAAUAUGCGAAUUGUA